AUCAGGACCAGGAUCAGGACCAGGACGUCAGAGGGGAGGGUCUCGCUCUUCUUAAUAAGUUAUUUACCUGGAGUCCAAAGUGCAGAUAUAACAUUGUUUAUUUUAUUUCUUUCUUGGAAGCUGAUCCUUCAACCUUCAAGAUUUCCCCUAAAAGCAGGCAGCAGGACCGUCCUGCGCUCCCGCGGCUGGUCUGCAGGAAGCGGCUGGUGGCGGCGGGGGUCCUGGGGGUCGUGAUGGUUCUGCUCUUGGUCGUUCUCAUCCCAGUUUUAGUCAGCUCAGGGGGGACAGGUGCGCACUACGAGAUGCUCGGAACUUGUAGGAUGCUGUGCGACCCGUACGGAACCAGAUCUCCGAGCACCACGGCCACGGUGGACCCGCUCCCAGACGGCAGCCUCGCGCAGUCUUUACCCACUUUUAUCCAAGGACCGAAAGGGGAGACGGGUCGGCCAGGAAAGAUGGGUCCGAGAGGGGCUCCGGGUGAGCCGGGACCGCCCGGUCCAGCCGGUCCACCUGGGGAGAGAGGUGAACCGGGUAGACCCGGUUUACCCGGACCCCCGGGACCCAGCGCGGCCGCGGGCGCCAUCAGCGCGGCCACCUACAGCACCGUGCCCAAGAUCGCCUUUUACGCAGGGCUGAAGAAGCAGCACGAGGGCUACGAAGUGCUGAAGUUUGAUGACGUGGUGACCAACCUGGGGAACCACUACGACCCCACCACCGGGAAAUUCACCUGCUCCAUCCCAGGGAUCUAUUUCUUCACCUACCAUGUUCUGAUGCGCGGAGGAGACGGAACCAGCAUGUGGGCCGACCUGUGCAAAAACAACCAGGUGCGUGCCAGUGCCAUCGCCCAGGAYGCAGAUCAGAAUUACGACUAUGCCAGCAACAGUGCCGUGCUGCAUCUAGAGCCAGGAGAUGAGGUCUACAUUAAACUAGACGGAGGCAAAGCUCACGGAGGCAACAACAACAAGUACAGCACCUUCUCUGGUUUCAUCAUCUAUGCCGAUUAGACGCCGUCUGCAACCACGACACUGACUGUCCUGCUGUUUCAGGCCUUGUGUUCCAGUAGAAAUCUACUAUUUGAAAUCUGUGUGUAGUAUCUAAUAACAACUUGUGCGUUCGUUUAUUUUCUACUGAUUUCUGGGGACUUUAUUGUCAGUAAAAACUAUUUUUAACAUUUAAACAAAGAAAGGAAAUGAAGAAAAUCAACAGCAGUGCAACGACUCAUAUCAAUUAAUCUGUAAUAAAGGUUUAGAUUUUAUCACCCUAUACUUGUUUACUCAAAGUGCAUUCCACGUGACGCACUGAAUCGCAGCACAAAAGCAUUUUAAUGUGGUUUAAGAUUCUCAUAGUUGGGUGAGUUGGGUGACAUGUAUGAUUAUGUGAUAAAAACCAAACARAAUCAAACCAGAUGUGCACAUUCAAUGGGACAUCUAAUGGUCCACUGUUUUGUACCAGUCCAGAUGUUCAUGUAGAUGUUACAUUCUGGUUUCCAACAGCUGCCAGAACAUGAAAAAAAGUUAAAGCUGAUUUAUAGGAUUCAGUAUAAAUGUUGUAAUGAUUAUUUGUUGGUCUGUCUCUCCCCAUGAGCACACACACUCAGAUCAUAGCCAUCCACAGGUAGGAACAGGUGAGAAAACAACACACACAUUAAACUCAACAGGGGAGCAAUGUAGCAACAGACACUCUUACAGUCCAAGAAAGAAAAACAAAAGAAAAUGAAAAAAAAAGUUAUAGUUUGGAUUAGAUAAAAAUUAAACACAGGAAACAUUAUAUUGGUUAUAUUUUAUAUGACCCAACAAAUCAAAGUGAGGAUUAAGUCAAAUUUGAUCAAAUCAACAUAAUUGUUGUCCUUAAAAUACAAAAAUUCAAAUAAAGCAUCUUUAUAUUUAGGAAACCUGACAYAAUACACCAGAUUUGACCAAUUUUGUCACAUGUCAUAUGUUCUUUUGGACUUGGCUCAGCCAAAGUGAAACAGGAAGUGACAUCAAAGAAAAGGAACUUCCUGGUCUUUGUUUAUCAAAACAAU
Austrofundulus limnaeus is the source of this 2023-nucleotide messenger RNA. RefSeq names its product complement component 1, q subcomponent-like 3a (gene c1ql3a). The transcript is spliced from 2 exons. NCBI's taxonomy places the organism in Eukaryota, Metazoa, Chordata, Actinopteri, Cyprinodontiformes, Rivulidae. Gene Ontology annotation, molecular function: protein binding. The record is from RefSeq and is a predicted model, not a curated record. Bases 234 to 1004 code for a protein of 256 amino acids.